AUGUUAUCAAAUAGGACAAAGAUUAAAACAAGAAAAGCUGACGAGUUUUAUCAACUUCAUGACUUUAUGUCUACUAGCCAACCAAAACAUAUUGAUAAUAGACCAUGGCAUAUUAAUGUUGAAUAUCGUACUCAAAAAUGGAAUGAAUUAGUUUCGUUUUUAGAACAACUUAAUUAUGAGGAUUAUUGUUUAACAAAAACACAAACAGAAAAUUAUAAGGUAACUCUAAGAGAUUUAAAAAGAAUAAAAGAAGAAUUACCAACAAGUAGGGAAUACAUUAUUAUGGUUGAAUUAUUAGCUCGGAGAAUUAUUCCUAACUUUGUUGUUCAUGAGGGAAGAGAAGAACAAACGUUAUCAUUAUUAUUUUCUAUGUUAGGUCAUAAUUUUAAUGCUAAUCAAUUAUCACAUGUCUCAGCUCCACAUUGUUGGUCAUUUAUGUUAGGGUCAUUAACCUGGCUAAAAGAUGCAGGGGAUGUUGUUUGUGAAGGAAUUGAUGCAAUGAAACAAGAUUUAUUAGAUGAAGAUGAACUUGUGGAAGAAAUGAUUGCAAUGGAAUGUGAACAAUGUGCACUUCAGAGUUGUCUAAAUCACCAAACAGAAUUAAUAAAAUCAAAAAAAUUAGAAGAAAUGGUGAAUACACGAAUGAGUGAAUUAGAAACAUUAAAAGAUGAUUUAACAUUAAAAUUAUCAAGAAUUAAUGAAGAAAUAAAAGAGAUGAGUUAUGUUCCAUAUGCCGUAGAAAAUUUAAAGUUGCAAUGUGAAGAAAUUAUAAAACAAAGGAAAAUUUUUGAAGAAGAAAGAAUUAGUCAAAUAAAUGAAAGAGAAUUAAAAAAAGGAAUUUUACAACAAAGAGAAAGUGAAGAAAAAAGUUUAAAAAAUGAAUUACAAAGUAUUCUUGAAGAAAAAAAACAACUAGACAGUAAAGUUGGAGAAGGAAAAGACCUUGAAAUGCUUGAAAUUCAAAAUAAAGAACAAAAGAAAGAAGCAAAUAGACUAAAUGAACGUCUUAAAGAAGAAACGAUUGCUGUAAAAAAAGAAGAACAAGAACUUAAUACAGUUAUUGAAGAAGUUAAAGAAUUAAUUAGAAAGACUGAAAAAGAAGUACCAAUUGAUAAAAAUAAUUUAAUGGACAAAGUAACACUUGAAAAUAUACAAAAUAGUUUAGAAGUUCUUCAAAAAAAUAUUGCUCAAUGUAAAACAAUUCAAAGAGCAAAUGAAGAAAAAAUUAGAAACUUAAAUACAACAACGGAACAAAUAAAAAAAGAGAUUGAUGAAUUAAAACAAGUUGAAAAAGAAAUAGAAGAAGAAAUUAAUACUACUGAAAGGAAAUGGAAGAUAAUUAUUACUAAAAGAAAUAAAAUUGAAGAAGAGAUUAAGAGUACUGAAGAAAAAUAUGCUUCUAUUGAUCGUACUGAAUAUGAAAAAGAAUUUAAAGAAGCAACUAAAUUAGGAGAUCAAUUAGCCCUUCUUAAUAAAGAAAUAGAAGAGCUUAAUCAUCAACGAAUUCAAAAAGAACAACGACUAAAUUUUAUUAAAGAAAAAACCCUUGAAAAGAAUAAUCGUUUAAUAGAAGUGUAUAAAAAUUAUAUUCAAGAAUAUCAAAAUAAAAUUCAGAUUGUAGAUGAAAAAAUGAAAGACGCUAAAGUAAGUGUAUUUAAUGCUUUUAAAGAGGUUGGAAUUCAACAGUCAUCAUACCUUCCAAAAAAUUAA
Messenger RNA from Entamoeba dispar SAW760, 1710 nucleotides. RefSeq lists its product as uncharacterized. The record is from RefSeq and is a predicted model, not a curated record. Bases 1 to 1710 code for a protein of 569 amino acids. Gene Ontology annotation, biological process: attachment of mitotic spindle microtubules to kinetochore. Lineage: Eukaryota; Evosea; Mastigamoebida; Endamoebidae. Gene Ontology annotation, cellular component: Ndc80 complex. The transcript has a single exon.